Moneuplotes crassus is the source of this 1501-nucleotide messenger RNA. The record is from the annotation of a GenBank genome assembly. Lineage: Eukaryota; Ciliophora; Spirotrichea; Euplotida; Euplotidae.
AAAUUAUUGAGUAUGGAAAUUGGUGGGGAAGUCAAGGGGCUUGACUGGAAUGAGUCAGAUGUAGAGCAGUGGAAGCAGUAUUUGCAAGGCAAGGAUGUGCAGGGGAGAGGACUGGUGAAGGAGGAUGGGACAGUUGAUUUUGAGGGAAUGAAGAAGUUAGAGAUUUUGUUGGAGAAGUAUCUUGGGGGAUGAGUAGGGGAAGAAGGGAUAGAAAAGAGAGGAGAGAGGGAUAAAGUUCAAGAUUUGAAUGAAGAGAAUUUGAAAUCUAAUAAAUCGAAAUGUGAUACAAAGGAGAUAUUAAAUGGAUAUAUCAGCCCAGACGAAAUAAAAACAAAACUUUCCACCCUCUCACCCAAAGACCCAAAAUCCGACAUCCUGUCCCAAACACUAAUCUCCUCCUCCCUAAACUCACCCUCCCUCAUUUAAAAUCUCCUCCUUCAGUCAUACCUUCUGUUCCUCCUUACUAAGCUUCAGCCUUAAGCUGGUCUCUGACCAGCUUAAGUUACUGAAUCUUCAGAAUGAGAAAGAACUUAUUGAUGAGAAAUAUAUGUUCAAAAAGGCUUCAGGUUUGAAGCCGAAAAUUACCCGUAUUGGCAUGAGAUUACCCGAUAUAAGGAUCGAAGAUGGCAUUGACGAAAGAGGUCAGGAAGCUGAGAAUAUUUGAUUUACUUAUGUUUUGGAGGACACAAAUGGAAACACUCUGGGCAAAUUUGAGAACAAACAAUAUCUUGAUUCAGAAGAUUUCAAACUUGAUUGUAAAGAAUUUGGAAGCAAACCUGUCAUUUUACAGAAUGCUAAAAUUCAAAUUUACAGGGUCUUUCAAGAUUCAGAAUCAUCAAACCCUGCUCCUGGUCAGUCAGAUUUAGAUCUUUUCUUGGAUGUAAAAGAUACCGAUUCUCCAAAGAAUUCAAAGUUAAAUGAAAAUUUAGAAAAUGGACAUAAAAGCAUAGAAGCUAUGAUUGAAACUUUCAACCCCUCUACUAAAUACAUUGGUUUCUCUACGAUCACUCUCCCAGAAGAUCUUUCUGAGGAAUGAGAGAGUUUCCAAACUGAAACACCUAUCUAUAGGGGAGAAAAAUGAAAAGACGACCGUAAUGAAAUAGAAUCUUCUCAACAACUAAACGGUGAUUCAGCACCUGAAGAUAUCAAUCUAAAUACAAAACUCGAUACUAUCGGGAACAUCAGCAUUGAUUUUAGCUUAAAAUACGAAAACCUCGAGCAAAGGCUUAAGAGGGAAAUGGACAAUGAGAUCCAGGUUUUAGAUAAAGAGAUCCAUGCAUGAUCACAACAGAUCAAGAGCACUCGCUCUUCUCUAAAGAGCUGUAUCAGCUGGACCAAGUCUUUUGGGUUUUGCCCUUACCAGGGUAUUUAUAACUGUGAUGAUGAUCAAAGUGGCCACAUCGAGCGGAUUUCCUUCCAAAACCCCGCUAAUGACUCAAAGACCAGAUCAGGUUGUUGUUGGUCACAUCGAGAUGAGAAAGAUUGCUGUAUUAUCUUCUAA